Messenger RNA from Cebus imitator (Panamanian white-faced capuchin), 4524 nucleotides. It is a transcript of the gene USP48, whose product is annotated as ubiquitin specific peptidase 48. Gene Ontology annotation, biological process: protein deubiquitination. The record is from RefSeq and is a predicted model, not a curated record. NCBI's taxonomy places the organism in Eukaryota, Metazoa, Chordata, Mammalia, Primates, Cebidae. The coding region runs from base 652 to 3711 and encodes 1019 amino acids. Gene Ontology annotation, molecular function: protein binding; cysteine-type endopeptidase activity; cysteine-type deubiquitinase activity. Gene Ontology annotation, cellular component: nucleus; cytosol. The transcript has 26 exons.
UCAGGAGGGCUCGGGAAAGGGGGUCGGAACCGGUCCAGGCUCAAGUUAAAUGUUCCUCUAAAGAACAAAUCCUGUCUUUUCUGGCGACUCGGUUCCUACUCUAAACAGGACCCGCCCCGCAGUCUGGGCGGGCCUAUGGUGUGCGUUGAGUAGCCUUUCGGGUGAAACCUUCAUGGUUAGAAGGAAAGUAACGAAGGCAAAAAUAGCUUUCAAGACACGGGUUUGUUAGAGUAGUGGUACGCAGGGCGCUGCCCUAAACGGGGGCUGAGACGCCGCUUUCCCAACAGCGCCAGUGAGUACGUGGCAGGACUGCCUCAGACGGACGCUUCCUCUUCCUCAGCCCGUCGGGUUAAAGGCGCGGGCGGCGCAGAGGCUGCUGGGAACGCGCAUGCGCGCAGCGCGGCGGGGAGUCCACCUUUAACGUCCGCGGGCGCUGGGGGUGUCGGGUGUCGGCGGCGGCGCUUUGCGGCCGGUCGUGCGGGUCGGGCGCGGGCGGGCGCGGCGGCAGUGGCGUGCACAGGUGAUUGACUGGCCAGCUGCCUGAGGGAGCGCCCGGUCCUUCUUGCUGGCAGGUGGCGGAGCCCAUUGGGGCAGCCGUGCAGACGGCGGCAGCGGCGGCCUGGCUCAGGAGGCGUUCCUGGGGCCAAGGCCAUGGCCCCGCGGCUGCAGCUGGAGAAGGCGGCCUGGCGCUGGGCGGAGACGGUGCGGCCCGAGGAGGUGUCGCAGGAGCACAUCGAGACCGCCUACCGCAUCUGGCUGGAGCCAUGCAUUCGGGGCGUGUGCAGACGAAAUUGCAAAGGAAAUCCGAAUUGCUUGGUUGGUAUUGGUGAGCAUAUUUGGUUAGGAGAAAUAGAUGAAAAUAGUUUUCAUAACAUCGAUGAUCCCAACUGUGAGAGGAGAAAAAAGAACUCAUUCGUCGGCCUGACUAAUCUUGGAGCCACUUGUUACGUCAACACGUUUCUUCAAGUGUGGUUUCUCAACUUGGAGCUUCGGCAGGCACUCUACUUAUGUCCAAGCACCUGUAGUGACUACAGGCUGGGAGACGGCAUCCAAAAAGAAAAAGAUUAUGAGCCUCAAACAAUUUGUGAGCACCUCCAGUACUUGUUUGCCUUGUUACAAAACAGUAAUAGGCGAUACAUUGAUCCAUCAGGAUUUGUUAAAGCCUUGGGCCUGGACACUGGGCAACAGCAGGAUGCUCAAGAAUUUUCAAAGCUCUUUAUGUCUCUAUUGGAAGAUACUUUGUCUAAACAAAACAAUCCAGAUGUGCGGAACAUUGUUCAACAGCAGUUCUGUGGAGAAUAUGCCUAUGUAACUGUUUGCAACCAGUGUGGCAGAGAGUCUAAGCUUUUAUCAAAAUUUUAUGAACUGGAGUUGAAUAUCCAAGGCCACAAACAGUUAACAGAUUGUAUCUCGGAAUUUUUGAAGGAAGAAAAAUUAGAAGGAGACAAUCGCUAUUUUUGCGAGAACUGUCAAAGCAAACAGAAUGCAACAAGAAAGAUUCGACUUCUUAGCCUUCCUUGCACUCUCAACUUGCAGCUCAUGCGUUUUGUCUUUGACAGGUGUUUCUUUUACUUUCUCCCUUUCUCUCCAGGUGGGUCCUAUGUGUAUGAACUCAGUGCAGUCCUCAUACACAGAGGAGUGAGUGCUUAUUCUGGCCACUACAUCGCCCAUGUGAAGGAUCCACAGUCUGGUGAAUGGUAUAAGUUUAAUGAUGAAGACAUAGAAAAGAUGGAGGGGAAGAAAUUGCAACUAGGGAUUGAGGAAGAUCUAGCAGAACCUUCUAAGUCUCAGACACGUAAACCCAAGUGCGGCAAAGGAACUCACUGCUCUCGAAAUGCGUAUAUGUUGGUUUAUAGACUGCAAACUCAAGAAAAGCCCAACACUACUGUUCAAGUUCCAGCCUUUCUUCAAGAGCUGGUAGAUCGGGAUAAUUCCAAAUUUGAGGAGUGGUGUAUUGAAAUGGCUGAGAUGCGUAAGCAAAGUGUGGAUAAAGGAAAAGCAAAACACGAAGAGGUUAAGGAGCUGUACCAAAGGUUACCUGCUGGAGCUGAGCCCUAUGAGUUUGUCUCUCUGGAAUGGCUGCAAAAGUGGUUGGAUGAAUCAACACCUACUAAACCCAUUGAUAAUCACGCUUGCCUGUGUUCCCAUGACAAACUUCACCCAGAUAAAAUAUCGAUUAUGAAGAGGAUAUCUGAAUAUGCAGCUGACAUUUUCUAUAGUAGAUAUGGAGGAGGUCCACGACUAACUGUGAAAGCCCUGUGUAAGGAAUGUGUAGUAGAACGUUGCCGCGUAUUACGUCUGAAGAACCAACUAAAUGAAGAUUAUAAAACUGUUAAUAAUCUGCUAAAAGUAGCAGUAAAAGGCAAUGAUGGAUUUUGGGUGGGGAAGUCUUCUUUGCGGAGUUGGCGCCAGCUAGCUCUUGAACAGCUAGAUGAGCAAGACGGUGAUGCAGAACAAAGCAACGGAAGGAUGAACGGCAGCACCUUAAAUAAAGAUGAAUCAAAGGAAGAAAGAAAAGAAGAAGAGGAGGAAUUAAAUUUUAAUGAAGACAUUCUGUGUCCACAUGGUGAGCUAUGCAUAUCUGAAAAUGAAAGAAGGCUUGUUUCUAAAGAGGCUUGGAGCAAACUGCAGCAGUACUUUCCAAAGGCUCCUGAGUUUCCAAGUUACAAAGAGUGCUGUUCACAGUGCAAGAUUUUAGAAAGAGAAGGGGAAGAAAAUGAAGCCUUACAUAAGAUGAUUGCAAACGAGCAAAAGACUUCUCUCCCAAAUUUGUUCCAGGAUAAAAACAGACCGUGUCUCAGUAACUGGCCAGAGGAUACGGAUGUCCUCUAUAUCGUGUCUCAGUUUUUUGUAGAAGAGUGGCGGAAAUUUGUUAGAAAGCCUACAAGAUGUAGCCCUGUGUCAUCUGUUGGGAACAGCGCUCUUUUGUGCCCCCAUGGGGGCCUCAUGUUUACAUUUGCUUCCAUGACCAAAGAAGAUUCUAAACUUAUAGCUCUCAUAUGGCCCAGUGAGUGGCAAAUGAUACAAAAGCUCUUUGUUGUGGAUCAUGUAAUUAAAAUCACAAGAAUUGAAGUGGGAGAUGUAAAUCCUUCAGAAACACAGUAUAUUUCUGAGCCUAAACUCUGUCCAGAAUGCAGAGAAGGCUUACUGUGCCAGCAGCAGAGGGACCUGCGCGAGUACACUCAAGCCACCAUCUAUGUCCAUAAAGUAGUGGAUAAUAAAAAGGUGAUGAAGGAUUCGGCUCCAGAGCUGAACGUGAGUAGUUCUGAAACAGAGGAGGACAAGGAAGAAGCUAAACCAGAUGGAGAAAAAGAUCCAGACUUCAAUCAAAGCAAUGGUGGAACAAAGCGGCAAAAGAUAUCCCAUCAAAAUUAUAUAGCCUAUCAAAAGCAAGUUAUUCGCCGAAGUAUGCGACAUAGAAAAGUUCGUGGUGAGAAGGCACUUCUCGUUUCUGCUAACCAGACAUUAAAAGAAUUGAAAAUUCAGAUCAUGCAUGCAUUUUCAGUUGCUCCUUUUGACCAGAAUUUGUCGAUUGAUGGAAAGAUUUUAAGUGAUGACUGUGCCACCCUAGGCACCCUUGGCGUCAUUCCUGAAUCUGUCAUUUUAUUAAAGGCUGAUGAACCAAUUGCAGAUUAUGCUGCAAUGGAUGAUGUCAUGCAAGUUUGUAUGCCAGAAGAAGGGUUUAAAGGUACUGGUCUUCUUGGACAUUAAUCUUUGAAUACUUGCUGACUGCUAAGAAAUGACCAGAGGGGAAGAGGAGUUUGACAUGUUAGGGCAUUAAACAAAGGUGGAUUUAAGAAUUAAACCAUUACAUGCCCCUUCCAAAAGGCAGAUCCAUUCAAAAGUGACUGUCCCAAAUGCCUUAUGUCAAAUAAAGCAGAUUGCACUGACGGACAUCAGACUUGAAGGAAAUGUUUCCAAUUUUAUAUUUAAGGGGGUGGUGGGUGGGAGGGGGCAAGUAAAGACAGAACAAGUUUAGUAGCAGUAACAGUAAAUCAUGUUUACAUACCAGAUUUAUAGUCGUGGGAGGGAAUAAAGUUCUGUUAUAUUUCCUUGCUUGAGGCUCAUACCAGAUGCAUUGGUCCAUAAAGGAUUGUACCACAGUAGAUGGGACAACAUUCUGCUCUGAACGAAAAGUAAUUUUAGAGACAUAACCUGCUUACCAAUGCCUGUCUUUGAUUCAUAUUCUACUUUCAAUAAAGCAUGAAAGUGAAGAACUUGUCCUAGGUGUGGAAAAGUGUCUUCAGAUUUAGACUCCUCUGCAUGUCCGCUGCAGCGCCACCUGCCCACACCUGCCCGGCCGUCUGUCUCUUGGUGUUGGGUAAAGGAGGGGGCACCUGCUGUCUCCUGCAAUGAGCAAGGAAUUGUGUCUCAGUUUUUGACUUCAGAGGCUUUUUGCUUUGGUGCAUUUCAGAAAGGAUGGAGAACAUUUGUGAAAGCAUCUUCCUCCGGUUUUGCUGUUAUUCAAAAGUGGGAAAAUGUACCUGGCACGUUUGGAAAAAAAAAAAAAAUCUAACUACCUAU